Messenger RNA from Artibeus jamaicensis (Jamaican fruit-eating bat), 16291 nucleotides. It is a transcript of the gene HIVEP2, whose product is annotated as HIVEP zinc finger 2. The record is from RefSeq and is a predicted model, not a curated record. Gene Ontology annotation, molecular function: RNA polymerase II cis-regulatory region sequence-specific DNA binding; DNA-binding transcription factor activity, RNA polymerase II-specific. The transcript has 10 exons. The coding region runs from base 7324 to 14649 and encodes 2441 amino acids. Lineage: Eukaryota; Metazoa; Chordata; Mammalia; Chiroptera; Phyllostomidae. Gene Ontology annotation, biological process: regulation of transcription by RNA polymerase II. Gene Ontology annotation, cellular component: nucleus.
AUCAAGUUAUUGUUCUUAUCUCUGGUGUGUAAAUAUUUCCUAAAAAUAUUUUUUGAGAUAGAAAUGGGAUCCUGAGGGUCUUUUGGAAUAUGCAGAUGGCUUGCUUCCUUAGUCAGUGUAACCUUUCCAAGUGCUUCUUCCCAGAGGGGUCAGAUCUUGGCUUUGAGCAGGCCGCAUCUUUAGUAUCCAUUUAGCAUUUAGGAGAAGUUUUACUUUUUCCUGUCACUCUGCUACAAUUUAUAGUCAUACAGCGAUGACUUAUUUAGGGCAUCUUCUAAAUGGUCUAAUUUAAAUUAUGCCGAUUAACUUGCUCAGGUGUAGAAUCUGCUGUAUUGAUUUGUCAGAUGGUGACGGACACGUGCGGUGUAAUGUCUUUCAUAGAAUUGCAGGAUUAGAGAAAACCAUCGGAGGCACCGUUUAAUCCCCAGCUGAGUGAGGAGAAAUCACUCAAGACAGAUCGCCCAGUAGUGCCGGCAUUCAGUCCCUACUCAAACACCUCCUCCGUUCUUAGGGAGGCCUCUUCCACUCCCGGAGGCUUCAGUCAAUCAGCAGUCGAGUGCUCUGCAGUUAUCUAGAAUGAGUUGGCUCAUUGGCUUGCAGGACAGUCUACAAUUAUGUAAAGGUAGUGCUUGUAUUCCCCUUAAAUAUUCUUUUCUCCAGGCUUACUAUUCAUAGCUCCUUCAACAAUACCUUUUAUUAUGUAGUUUUCAUUUUUAUUUUAUUAUUUUCUUCAGGCAUCAGGCUGUUCACGUCUGAAAUUGACUCCAGGCUAUGUUUGUUACGAGUCUUAAAAAAAAUAAAUUGCUUAUCUCCGGUUACUCUUCAGAACAUAGCCUCUUGCCAGCUGGUUUAGAAACGUUUUAUUGAGAGGCGUAGACGUGCUUGCUGAGACUUUUACAGCUGGAACAGAGUUGGAAUGUAUAAUAAUAUAAUACGAAUCCAUUUGAACAAAUGUAGUUAUUGAGGUUCUGGCGUGUGUAAGAUACACGGGAAUACAAAAUACAAUAGAGAUGGAAAUAGAAUGUAAGAUACAAAGAACAGUGCUUCACUAUUUUCAAUAUCAAAGCUUUCAUAAUUUACUAUAUUAAAGCCAAGAACUAUGCAAGGGGAACUGUAAUUAAAAGCAGCAUUUUAAAUAGAGGUAUAUAUGAGGCACAAAGUCACCCCUGGCUGAUGAGAUCCCAAAAGAUUUCAUAGCAGGGGGGGCUCCUUCAGAUAGGCCCUGAUUGUGACAGGUACCCAAGUGGCAAAGUGUAAGGGUGUUUUCAGAGCAGUAUGUUAUUUGAGGGCAUAUCAAGUGAAUGUUGUUAAAAAAAACUUAGAAUGUCUGGGAUAUGUUGUCUAAGGACUUGGAUUCCAGCUGAAAGAGUUUGUACUCACAACAAUACAUAACAGUGAACACACGUGCUGUAACACAUCAAAAACUUGGUCCCUGAUUUUGGCAUUUCCAUAUGUUUUACAAAACAUUGUUAAAUAAAAUAAAAUGGAAGAAAGAUAUGUGAAAACUUCUAUGCAUAAAUUAUAUUUUAGUUAUAAAGAGUAGGAAGGGUGUAUAUUUUGCAUGUAAGACCUAGUGGUUUUGAAUUAGAUAUUAUUAUUACCUUCUUUUUCCCAGAAGCCCAGCAGUUUCAAGGACACUAACAAAUGAAAGAGGUAAAGUGAAUAUAUUGCUGAUGCACUUGCUGUUAUCCUCAUACCCGUGCCGGUUAUUGGUACCUUUUCUAUUUACUACUCUUUGGCCAUAUAAAUGGCAUGCCACACUGACAUCAGGGUGAGCGCAGAUGGUUGCCAUUUUAGUACAACAUAAAUUAACCUUUUCUUCACUUUAUAUUUUCUGUUGAUUAAUGGUGGAGAUACAGGACUUUGGGAAAUAUUACUAUGGGGGUGUGUUACUUGUAAGAAUGCUACCUGUGUAGUACCAGAUAGAGUAUGCAGUGAGUUUUAUUGUAUCUUAAUGAUAAUUUUGAAAAAUAUUUUUACUUUAGCUCACCUGUCUUUAGUAUCUAUGAGAAAACUCUCUUCUUUUAAUCUACCCAUGCAGGUUGCUUAUUAAUCCGCAUAAUGAAUAGUAGUGAUGGUGAAUACCAAGGUGGACACGUUUCAUAGAACACGUGGACCUGUAUGCAGAAGCAGUACAUUAUACAAUAGCUAAAAGUUAAUGAUUAUAUGUUACCAAAAGAAAAGUUACCAUUUCCUCAGUGGAUACUUUGAUUCUGGAACUUAUAACCACUGUGGCAAGUAACAUUUUAGACUUAGUCACUCUUUUAGUCUCUGGAGAAGUACACAGAGCUUUGUGAGGACGAGGAGAGAAUAGGAAUAUAAUGUAAUAAAAUAACUUACACAGUUCAUUAAUUUUUAAGUACACUUGAAUGCCUGUGGGGACACUGAAGUUUCAGUAACAGUUGAUGAUAGGCCGUCUGAGCAUUUACUAUUCUUUAGACUUUAUUGACGGUCUAUCCUGAAGUAUUAAAUGUAGAUGGAGACUGAAGGAGAAAGAGUACUCCUUUCUGCAUAGGAACGAGCAUUAUAUACAUGCACUCCCAUUUGAAGAAUGUAUUGGCUUUGACCUAGAGGCUGAAAGGCGUGAGGUAAUGGUGCGUCUUCUUAUCAUCUAGAGGAGGGAAUGGACGGUGUUCGAGCCAUCUGUAGGUCUGGGGACUGUCUUAGCAUCAGGUGCUGUACUUUGUAUAGUUACCCAGGCUUGAAGGGAUCAGAACACAACUAAUUUGUGCUAAGGGCCAUUUAAUAAAGAGAAAGUUGUCGUUAUGGGGGCAGUUUGUAAGAAAAAUAAAAUCAUGGGGCUUGAAAGUACUGAAGUAGAAAAAGGAUCAUUUUGGAACCAAAGAUUGUAAACCAUGUAAGGUUUCUCAUGAAAGUUUUCUUCAUUCAUGUGUGUGCAUACGUGUGUCUGUGUAAUGCACUUGUGUCUUUGUCCCUGUUCACUCGGUGAGCUAUAAUCUUCACUUGACUGUACUGUGUAAUUGACUCUUGAGCUGGGUUCUGGUUUUAUGGAGAACUGGCCCCACAGGAGCACUGCAGCCUUACACUGGCGUGGAAAUCGACUGUGGCCCUGAGAAAGAAGGGCACCCUGGUCGUUUUGCCAAGUAUGCUUCUUGGGAGCCAGUUUUCUGGAAAAACGACAGAGGAUUGGGGAAUGCUCAUUUGAGAAGAAGAAAACUCAAUAUGGGCUCUUACGAGAGAAGAGUAAGAACUUACUCUGCCAUUCUGAACAUUUUUAGAGAUGUCAGCUUGUGAGGCCAGUCAGCCUCUCAGGGUCAAGUUACAGCAAAGCCUGUGCAUCAUCUAAGACACGGGGAGGCUCUUGUUGUAGAGAACCGGGAUCUCAGAAACAUGGAGACCCAGAGAAUUACCGCAGCCAUCCACGAAACCAUCGUUCUCAUGUUGUAACUAAGUGAAACCAAUCCUGAAUUAAACGAUGAGUUUUAAGAGGGUUACCUUGGGAAACAGCAAGUCUCAGUCCUUCCGGUUGAAUGAAAUGAAUAUAUAUCACUGGGUUGGAACUGUGCGCUCUCAUAACAUACUUGGAAGCAUAAAAUAUGAGCAUUUAAAUUUUUUCUGGCAAUUUCUAAAGAUGAAGUGAAAAAUAUAUGUUAUCCUGAAAAACAUCCUUUUAUUCUCAUAAUUCAUUUGUUCUCUUUCAUGAUAUAAAAGAGAUGCAUUUGAAAAUAACACCAGGAACUUGAAGAUUUCACAUUUUGUUAUUAUGAUUUAUAUUUUCAAUGAUGUAUUUUUUCACAAGUUGAUUUAUUUCAUUGCUAUCAUCCUGGUCUUUAUAUUCCAGUUUAUACUGAAAUUAUGGUAAUACUGAUUUCAUUUAGUCUGAAAUUAUUAUUAUAAAAUAGGAUAAUAUUUACUCAUCCUUGUUUUGUCUUUUCCACAUGCCAUCGCCAGCAACUAAGUAUAAACCAGAGAGUGAGAAUUCUGAGUAAAAUCUUCCGCAAGCUCCAAUAGUAUUCGGGCAGUCACUCGCAGCUUGUGGAGUGUUAAUUAUAUACCACUGGCUGAUGAUGUAAAGGAAUAGGUGAGAUUAUGCUCUAAUGGAAAACACAGGAUCACUGCAGGGAUUUAAUGCUUAAAUUAAUGAUUGAUACGGGGAGAGAAAAGGCACUGAAAAAAGUUAGUGUGAGAUCACCCAGACCAGGAGGAUCACCCAGACCAGAUCAGACCGGGAGGCUGACAAUGGUCUACCCGUAUCAAUCCAGAGUGUUUCCCAGGAGUGGACACAUAGGUUCACUUUUACAAUCCAGAAUCCUUUGAUAACAAUUUGGGAAGCUUAAGGAAGUUGUUCAGAGAUUGCUGUUUUCAAGCUCAGUAGAUGAAGCAGUUGGAUGUGAUUCUUUGUUAGGCCCCUCCCAGCACUCACUCACAGGCAGAGGAGGAAGUGGCUACCACGCCAACCUAGAGCGUCCUAGGAAGUGCAGACAGAGGGCCUGGUUUCAGUUUUGAGUUUUGGAAUAUGGAAAGGGGAAGGCUUCAGCAUUUCUUUUCAACAUUGAAAGGAGCCCUUCUGAGAUCCAUACAUUUAUGCCAGUCCUGUGUUCACUGAGCCCAUUUCUUGGUAACAUGGGGAGAGGAAUAUAUGUAAAACAAGUGGUUAGCAAUAAUAAAGUCUGCAGGUUUAAGAUAUUAUCAUGUGAUAAAAUACUCAGUUGUUUUAUUCAGAUAUUUCGAAAAUAAGACAACAGAAAAAGUACUCAACGGCUUUGGAUCACUUUAAGUGGAAGCAAGGUCACCUUUCAUGUCGCCCUUAAGGAGUGAGUGACUGGUUGGGACAACUAACGUGUAUGAAGUUGUACUGUUUUGAAUGUACAUUUAAAAUUUUUUUCAGUAAAAAUUUUUUAAAAUGUAAUUUCUUUAUCAAGGAGGGGUAGACCCAGUUGAUGAACUUCAUGAAAGCUAUCCCAAUAAUGAUUUCUUUGUCAAUUUUUAAGAUUCAUUUACUUGUGAAUCUGUAGGUUACAAUGCAGUGCAUAGUGUAAAUAUCAUGAUACUUAUAACACCCUAAACACAUACUUUUAAAAUAGACUUUAUUUUGCAGCUAAGUUUUAGGUUCAUAGCAAAAUCGAGUGACACAGAUAUUUCCCAUGCUUCUCCCCCAACUUACCCCAAUAUCAAAAUCUUGUACCAAAGUGACACAUUUGUUAACUGAUGAACCUACACUGACCUGUCAUUACUACCCAAAGUCUAUGGUCUACACUGGUAAAACCCUAAAUAUUUGAAUUCCAUGUACUGAGGUGAAACAUUGGUUAGUUCAAAUGCUAGAGAUGUUGGCACAAUGUAACAUCUAUAACAUCCAGUCACCAGAGAAAAACAAUCUAUAACUUGUUCUGUAAUCGACAAUGCUAUGGACACAUUAGGUCUUUCAGUUUUUAAUUUUAAAAUGGUUAUAUAAUACCUGAUGGUCUUCGUUUUAACCCUUGUGAACCCUAAAUCACUGCUUCUCUGGAAUAGCAUAUGGUUAUAAUCUGGUUUAUGGUUUGAAACUAAAUGGAAAACUAGGAGUAUAGGAUAUAGGCAACUUUAAAUAUCACCAUUAUUUUUAUGUGAGUGGGUAAUUUCCAUUUUAAAAACAUUCUAGCCAAAAGUUUUGUGUGCUAUUAAAAUGAGUAAGAACAGAUCGAAAGAUUUUUAAGAGACGCUGAUUUUUUAAUAUUAGCCAUUUGAGAUUAAGGACUUAAUGAAUAAAAAGGAUUUUAUAUGUUGUAUAAUGGGUAUUUUAAUAGUGAAAACAUAUAAAAUACGCUUUGGAAAGGUCUAGGGUUGUCCUCUUGCCUUCUUUGACCUCACUGGAGCCAUGCAGUACAGAAACGAUUUUUUUACUUUUUUCCUCUUUGACAUUUGAUUCCUCUUCAGAGGAAUCCACAAUAGGAGAUAAAAAUUGCGGGGACAAAUUGCAAGAAUAAUGCUGAAAGGGUUUUCACUCUUGUUUAUUUAAAAGUAAUCCUGGUGGGGGAAAAAGUCAUCUACUUAAAAAUUAAACUAAGAAAUUUACGGAAGGAAAGUGCGUCCCCUAAACACCUGGAAACACACGCCUAUGCCUUUGCCCUAGGAAAUAAACAGAUAGGCAGAGGCCAGCCCGCAGUAGUUGAGGGCUUGGUUUAUUCUGGGAGGAAAAGCGCCCCCCAUCCUAACCCCCGCCCCGCCGCGGUUCAACCGAGGCUGUCCAAGCCCUUGCAGCCGGGUCUGUGUGCCGGGCUGUGCCAGCCCCAGGCGAGGGGAGUGGUUCCAGGAGCUGGGAGCCCCGACUGCCUCGCCCUGGACCGCAGCGCUCACACCGCCCGGGAAGGGCUUGAACUUUGCCCUCGCUCUCCUCCCGGGUCCGCUGAGACCCGGGGGAGUGCGAAUGCAGUGACGUCUCCGCUCAUUUCAGUUGCACAAUAGGAAAUGCUCUCGGCCUCCCCCUUCCUGCCUGGAGAAAGUGGGGCUCGCUUCUCCCGGCGGCCGACGCCGCGCCGGCCGAGACCUAGUUUCGGGGCCGCAGCGCCGGGCCGGCCCUCCGGGACGUUGGCUCCCGGGCGCCCGGAGCAGGGACACAGGAGGAUGCACGUACGUGCACAGCUCACUUUACGAGCUCGCCAGGGUACGCCACUGUGCUGAACAGACGGGCAUGUCGGGCGAUCACUGGCCUCGGGGAGACCACGUCACUUGCAUAAUAGAGAGAACACCCGCUCAGGUGGAGUCUUUGAUUUUUUUUGAAAGACGAAAGUAAUCAGAUCUACUUGAAAAAUUAAGUGAAUUGAUUUGAUUGGAACACUCUUACCAGUUUUUUAACAUUCAGCAGUUGGAUUCCAGAAGCUGUACGUGAGUCCCUGUGGGAGAGUCGGCACCAUGGCAGGCGCAGACGGUUGCGAUGCGGUUUUGUGAUGUGAGGAUAACAGGAAGCGUCAAGACAAUCAUGCCCAGGACCACUCCACACCACUCAGAUCAUUUUAUCUCAGUGAAACUGGCCAUUGAACUUUGCUCUAGUUGAUGGACAAAAUUUCUGCUAGACUAUUCAUCAUCCCAAUUUCAUCUGAGUUGAAAAUAUUCAAAUGCCAUAAGAAAAUUUCACAGACUUAAAACACUUAGCUUUCGGGCAGACGUGGCUGCAAUGGAGAGAACUGUGUUAUAGCCCUGGCCCAAGGACAUUGCCCCUAGCCUACGGGGUGGGCGUCAGAGGUUGCCAAGAGAAGGCACGCUCAGCAAGCUUGCAGACACCUGGAACAUGGCAGCAAGCAAGCUUUGAAAAGCACAGCGUUGGAGACGCUCCAUGAGUCUGCAGGGCUUUCCAGCGAAUUAGCACUUAAGAACUGUGUAACGAAAAUGGACACUGGGGACACAGCUCUAGGACAAAAAGCUACCUCAAGGUCUGGAGAAACUGAUAAAGCAUCAGGUAGAUGGAGACAGGAACAAUCAGCUGUUAUUAAGAUGAGCACUUUUGGCAGCCAAGAAGGACAGCGGCAACCGCAAAUAGAUCCGGAGCAGAUCGGAAACCCAGCAUCAGCACAGCUCUUCGGUUCUGGGAAGCUGGCCUCCCCCGGCGAAGUGGCACAGCACGUCCCAGAGAAGCAAUACCCACCGCACCGUCCAAGUCCUUACUCAUGCCAACACUCCCUCUCUUUCCCGCAGCCCUCGUUGCCGCAGGGGGUCAUGCACAGCAACAAGCCACAGCAGAGCCUCGAAGGCCCUCCGUGGCUUUACCCUGGCCCUUUGCCACCUGUUGCCUCUGAGGACUUAUUUUCCUUUCCUAUCCAUGGCCACAGUGGUGGUUAUCCUCGAAAGAAGAUUUCAAGUCUGGCCCCUGCUUUUAGCCAGUACUCCCAGAAAAGUAUCGAACAGUCAGAAGAUGCUCACAAGAAAGAGCACAAACCCAAGAAGCCCGGCAAGUACAUUUGUCCUUACUGCAGCAGGGCGUGUGCCAAACCCAGUGUGCUGAAGAAACACAUCAGGUCCCAUACCGGGGAGCGGCCAUAUCCGUGCAUACCUUGUGGCUUCUCUUUCAAGACAAAGAGCAAUUUGUACAAGCACAGGAAGUCACAUGCCCAUGCAAUUAAGGCAGGCUUAGUCCCUUUCACAGAGUCAGCUGUAUCUAAAUUGGACCUAGAGGCUGGUUUUAUUGAUGUAGAAGCAGAAAUCCAUUCAGAUGGUGAGCAGAGUACAGACACAGAUGAGGAGAGUUCUUUAUUUGUCGAGGCCUCCGACAAAAUGAGUCCCGGUCCGCCGAUCCCGUUGGAUAUUGCAAGCAGAGGGGGCUAUCAUGGCUCACUGGAAGAAUCACUGGGAGGUCCAAUGAAGGUGCCAAUUCUGAUUAUCCCUAAAAGUGGGGUUCCUUUAGCUAAUGAAAGCUCUCAGUAUAUUGGCUCCGACAUGCUCCCCAACCUGGCUUUAAGUACUAAGGCUGAUGACUCCCACACGGUAAAACAGAAACUUGCACUAAGACUGUCAGAGAAAAAAGGACAAGAUUCUGAGCCAUCUCUAAACCUUCUGAGCCCGCACAGUAAAGGAAGCACUGACUCUGGUUACUUUUCUCGCUCAGAAAGUGCAGAGCAGCAGAUCAGCCCUCCAAACACAAAUGCAAAGUCUUACGAAGAAAUCAUUUUUGGCAAAUACUGUCGGCUUAGUCCCAGGAACACACUCAGUGUCACUGCCACCAGUCAGGAGCGUGCCACGAUGGGCAGGAAGGGUGUGAUGGAGCCGUUGCCUCAUGUCAACACCAGGUUAGAGGUCAAGAUGUUUGAAGAUCCCGUCUCACAGCUGAUCCCAACCAAAGGCGAAGUCGAUCCCAGUCACACAAGCAUGCUGAAGUCCACCAAACUCAACAGCGAGUCCAGACAGUCCCAGACUAUUCCACUGUCCGUCCGGAAUGAAGGAAAACUUUACCCUGCAAAUUUCCAAGGCAGCAACCCAGCUCUCUUAGAAGCUCCUAUGGACUCUUCCCCCCUUAUUCGAAGCAACUCAAUGCCAACUUCUUCAGCAACUAAUCUGAGUAUCCCUCCUUCCCUGAGAGGAAGUCACUCAUUUGAUGAGCGGAUGACAGGCUCUGAUGACGUGUUCUAUCCGGGGACCGUCGGAAUCCCCCCUCAGCGCAUGCUGAGAAGACAGGCUGCGUUUGAGCUGCCUUCAGUCCAGGAGGGACACGUGGAGUCUGAACACCACAGCAGGAUGGUGAAGAGUAUCUCAGGUUCAUCCUUGAAGGAAAAGAAAUUGAUUCCUGGGGACAGGGCUGGCUAUGAGUAUGACGUCUGCCGGAAACCUUACAAGAAGUGGGAAGACUCUGAAACAGCCAAGCCAAGCUACAGGGACAUUUCCUGCUUGAGCUCUUUAAAGCACGGGAGUGAGUACUUUAUGGACCCCUCGGUCCCACUGCAGGGAGCGCCCACCAUGUUCGGACCUACGUGUGAAAACAGGAAGCGCCGGAAAGAGAAGAGUGUAGGAGAUGAGGAGGACACCCCCAUGAUCUGCAGCAGUGCUGUGAGCACUCCUGUGGCCAUAAUGACUUCAGAUUAUGACCCCAAGUUGCAGCUGCCGGAAGGUGGAAGAAGUGGAUUCGCCAUGGCUGCGCACGACAGCACUUCUCACGGUCACUCAGAGCGCUUUGACCCUUGUCGACCCCAACUGCACUCUGGAAGUUCAUCUCUAGGGUCAGAGGAGUUACCAUCAGCCACCGAUUCAGACAAGGUGUCAGACCUAGGGGGCAGGAAACCUGCAGGAAAUGUGAUUUCUGUGAUUCAACACACAAACUCACUGAGCCGACCCAAUUCAUUCGAAAGGUCUGAGUCAUCCGAGCUGGCGCCUGGUGCACAGGAGAAAGCCUCUUCCCCUUCUGAGACCUGUGACAGUGAGAUUUCAGAAGCCCCAGUGAGCCCAGAGUGGGCUCCCCCUGGGGAGGGUGCAGAAGGCGGGGGGAAACCGUCCCCUUGUCAACAGGUUCAACAGCAGGUGUACCACGCACAGCCCAGGCUGGUUCGCCAGCACAACAUUCAGGUUCCCGAGAUUCGAGUGACAGAGGAGCCAGACAAACCAGACAAGGAGAAAGAAGCCCAGAGCAAAGAGCCAGAGAAGCCUGUGGAGGAAUUUCAGUGGCCCCAGAGAAGCGAGACCCUUUCCCAGCUUCCAGCCGAGAAGCUGCCACCCAAAAAGAAGCGGCUGCGACUCGCGGACAUGGAGCACUCUUCCGGGGAGUCCAGCUUUGAGUCCACAGGCACCGGCCUGUCGCGCAGCCCCAGCCAGGAAAGCAACCUGUCCCACAGCUCCAGUUUCUCGGUGUCUUUUGAAAGAGAAGAAGCCAUUAAGCUUGCUGCACCUGGCAAUAAGCAAGAUGAGUUUGGGAAGCACUCAGAGUUUCUGACUGUCCCUGCUGGUUCAUACUCACUGUCAGUCCCAGGCCACCACCACCAGAAAGAGAUGCGGCGCUGCUCAUCUGAGCAGAUGCCUUGCCCCAACCCAACUGAAGUCCCAGAGACUAGGAGCAAAUCAUUUGAUUAUGGGAAUCUGUCCCACGCCCCGGUGGCAGGGACAUCGGCCUCCACGCUAUCCCCAUCCCGCGAGAGGAAGAAAUGCUUCCUGGUGCGGCAGGCUUCCUUCAGCGGCUCCCCUGAGAUUGCCCAGGGUGAGGCCGGCACUGACCUGGGCGUCAAGCAGGAGCAGAUGGAGCACCUGCACGCUGGCCUCAGGUCCACGUGGCACCACGCCCCGUCCUCCGUGCUGCCCCCUCUCCAGGCAGAGGACCUAGGGAAGCAGCUGGUGGGUCCUUGUGCCCAGCUGGGCGCGGGACCACUGCACCUGGCCCAACAACAGAUCCUGCACAUGGAUAGUCAGGAGUCUCUGAGAAAUCCCUUAAUACAGCCAACAUCCUAUAUGGCAAGCAAGCACUUGUCUGAACAGCCACAUUUAUUUCCACAUCAGGAGGCGAUUCCGUUUUCUCCGAUCCAGAACGCCUUGUUUCCGUUUCAGUACCCUGCUGUCUGUAUGGUUCACCUGCCGGCCCAGCAGCCUCCGUGGUGGCAGGCCCACUGCCCGCACCCCCUUGUGCCGCACCCCCAGAAGAGCUACGGCAAGCCUCCUUUCCAGGCAGAAAUUCAUCCCAGCUACCCCUUAGAGCACGCUGCAGAGCACACUGGAAAGAAAGCUGCUGAUUACGCACACGCAAAAGAGCAAACUUACCCGGGUUAUUCGGGAGCAUCAGGGCUGCACUCAAAGAACCUUCUUCCAAAGUUUCCGUCAGACCAGAGCACCACGUCAACAGACGUGCCCUCUGAGCAGGGUCUUCAAGAGGAGUUUGCCUCGGCGCCUGCCGGGCCUUUAAGGUCCUUGCCGGGGACGGUGGUCCCUGUUAGGAUCCAGACCCAUGUCCCGUCCUAUGGGAGUGUCAUGUACACAAGCAUCUCCCAGAUACUUGGGCCGAACAGUCCUGCGAUUGUCAUAUGCAAAGUGGAUGAGAAUAUGACCCAGAGAACACUGGUAACGAACGCGGCCAUGCAAGGGAUAGGGUUUAACAUUGCCCAGGUGUUGGGGCAGAACGCAGGCUUGGAAACAUACCCCAUCUGGAAAGUACCUCAAACCUUACCCCUCGGCUUGGAAUCCUCAAUUCCCUUGUGCUUACCUUCCACUUCCGACGGUGUCGCCACCCUGGGAGGCAGCAAGCGGAUGCUUUCUCCCGCCAGCAGCUUAGAGCUCUUCAUGGAGACAAAGCAGCAGAAAAGGGUCAAAGAAGAAAAGAUGUACGGACAGAUCGUGGAGGAGCUCAGUGCUGUGGAGCUAACCAACUCGGACAUCAAAAAGGAUCUCUCCCGCCCACAGAAACCCCAGCUGGUUCGACAAGGCUGCGCUUCUGAGCCAAAGGACGGCUCGCAGUCGGGGUCAUCUUCCUUGUCCUCGCUCUCCCCCUCCUCAUCUCAAGACCAUCCCUCUGCCAGUGCGCCCCCAAGGGAGCCAUUCCCUCCUAGCUCCAGGGCACCCUCUCUCGGGCAGAGGUCCAGUGGGCCUUCUGAGAGCAAGGAGUCUUCGGAUGAAUUGGAUGUUGAUGAGACAGCCUCUGACAUGAGCAUGAGCCCACAGGGUUCCUCGUUGCCCCAGGCAGACAGUCAGACGGCAGAGCAAGCAAGGGGCCAGAAGCUGCCGGUUGGCAUGCUGGUCCACAUGGCCUCCGGCCCAAGCGGGAAAGCGGCAAACUCAACCCUUCUUUUCACGGAUGUGGCUGAUUUCCAGCAGAUUCUUCAGUUCCCCAGUCUGCGGACAACAACUACUGUGAGUUGGUGCUUCUUGAAUUAUACAAAACCCAAUUAUGUGCAACAGGCCACCUUCAAAUCCUCGGUUUAUGCUUCAUGGUGCAUUAGUUCCUGUAAUCCAAACCCAUCGGGAUUGAACACCAAGACCACUCUGGCUCUUCUGAGGUCAAAGCAAAAAAUCACCGCAGAAAUUUAUACUCUGGCUGCUAUGCACAGGCCUGGAACCGGCAAGCUGACAUCAUCAAGUGCUUGGAAGCAGUUCACUCAGAUGAAACCUGAUGCGUCCUUUUUAUUCGGCAGCAAACUAGAGAGGAAACUAGUGGGAAAUAUCUUAAAGGAAAGAGGGAAAGGAGAUAUUCAUGGGGAUAAAGAUAUUGGAUCCAAACAAACUGAGCCAAUCCGAAUUAAAAUCUUCGAAGGAGGGUAUAAGUCAAAUGAAGACUACGUAUAUGUCAGAGGACGCGGACGUGGGAAGUACAUUUGUGAAGAAUGUGGGAUUCGCUGCAAGAAGCCGAGCAUGCUCAAGAAGCAUAUCCGCACACACACUGACGUCCGGCCUUAUGUGUGCAAGCUGUGUAACUUCGCCUUCAAAACGAAAGGAAACCUGACGAAGCAUAUGAAGUCGAAAGCACACAUGAAAAAAUGCCUGGAGUUGGGAGUCUCAAUGACUUCAGUGGAUGACACGGAGACCGAGGAAGCAGAAACUAUGGAAGAUUUGCACAAAACGGUGGAGAAGCAUAGCAUGUCCAGUAUUUCAACUGAUCAUCAGUUCUCAGAUGCCGAAGAGUCGGAUGGUGAGGACGCCGAUGACAACGAUGAUGAUGAUGAGGAUGAUGACGACUUUGAUGACCAGGGUGAUUUGACACCAAAAACCAGAUCGAGAAGCACCAGUCCCCAGCCUCCUCGAUUCUCCUCCUUGCCCGUGAAUGUCGGCGCCGUGCCCCAUGGGGCUCCUUCGGACAGUUCCCUGGGACAUUCUUCAUUGAUCAGCUAUUUGGUUACUUUGCCAAGUAUUCAGGUUACUCAGCUAGUGACACCAAGUGACUCAUGCGAAGACACCCAGAUGACAGAAUACCAGAGGUUAUUCCAGAGCAAAAGUACGGACUCGGAACCGGACAAAGACCGGUUAGACAUACCCGGGUGUAUGGAUGAAGAGUGCAUGCUGUCUUCAGAGCCCAGCUCCUCUCCAAGGGACUUCUCCCCCUCAAGCCACCAUUCCUCACCAGGCUAUGAUUCUUCACCCUGUCGCGAUAAUUCACCAAAGAGGUAUCUGAUACCCAAAGGAGAUUUAUCACCCAGAAGACAUUUAUCACCUAGGAGAGAUCUAUCACCCAUGAGACAUCUUUCACCAAGAAAGGAAGCUGCACUGAGAAGAGAGAUGUCCCAAAGAGAUGUUUCACCAAGACGGCAUCUGUCCCCAAGGAGGCCGUUGUCACCUGGGAAAGAUAUCACGGCAAGAAGAGACCUCUCUCCCAGAAGAGAGAGAAGAUACAUGACCUCCAUAAGAGCGCCAUCUCCCAGAAGGGCUUUAUACCACAACCCACCAUUGACCAUGGGGCAGUAUUUGCAAGCAGAGCCCAUUGUCUUGGGGCCGCCUAAUUUAAGAAGAGGAUUACCUCAGGUUCCUUACUUCAGUCUCUAUGGAGACCAAGAAGGUGCUCAUGAACAUCCAGGCCCCAGCCUUUUCCCUGAGGGACCUCAUGACUACGUCUUCAGUCAUCUUCCACUCCACUCUCAGCAGCAAGUCCGAGCUCCUAUCCCCAUGGUGCCAGUUGGUGGGAUCCAGAUGGUUCACUCCAUGCCGCCGGCCCUCCCUGGUUUACAUCCUCCACCCACAUUGCCUCUGCCAAUGGAGGGCUCCGAGGAGAAGAAAGGAGCUUCCGGGGAAUUCUUCGCUAAGGAUCCCUACGUUGUUUCUAAGCAGCACGAGAAGCCAUCGCCUCACCUUUUGCAGUCAUCUGGUCCACCCAGCAUGCCCUCCUCUCCUCGCCUGCUGAUGAAACAGAGCACUUCAGAAGACAGCCUGAAUGCAACAGAGAGGGAGCAGGAGGAGAACAUACAGACUUGUACAAAAGCCAUUGCCUCUCUCCGGAUUGCCACAGAAGAGGCCGCUCUGCUUGGGGCGGACCAGCCAGCACGGGGCCCGGAGCCCCAGCAGAAACCCUUGGAGAGUGCACAUGUCAGCAUUAGACACUUUAGUGGACCUGAGCCGGGGCAGCCCUGCACCUCAGCUCCCCACGCGGACCUGCAUGACGGUGGAAAGGACAGUUUGGGUACAUCACAGACUGCGUUAGCUCACGCCACAUUUUACAGCAAAGGUUGUGCGGAUGACAAGCCGUCAGGCUUUCAUGGCAGCAAAGAAUCACCUUCAAGCACAGAGGAGGGCAGAGAACCUUCGUCAGAGAAGAGUCAGCUACAUUGAUCUAAGAUGCAUGGGGACUUCCAUUUCCACCUUUUCUUAUUUUGUUUCGUUUUUCUAGAAAUAGAGGUAAUCGAGUUGAUAGCAUGCCUGUCCUAAGUUACGGUAGUUUGCUAUUAUAUAUACUUUUGUUUAUAGCAAAAGAAUUAGGAGAAUUAACAAGUCAUCAUGAGCCUGACCAAAACAAAAUUUGAAAUUAACCUAUUGGGUCUGGUACUUUUAAAAUUGUACAGAUGUUUGUGCCUUUUCUUUACUUUGCUUAUAUUCUUAUAAGCAUUUUUUAGCAGUAAUUUGUACAUAUUUUAGAAUUUGUGUAUCUGCUUUGUAAUAAAUGUAAUUUCUUUCCUUUUUUGGACACUUGGAUCUAAAUGAUGUAAAGCAAAACAGCAUCAAUAUAUAUGUGAGGUUGCACUAAAACAUAUUUUUAUAUGAUUAAAACUGAACAGCUUUUAUGUACAGCUCUGAUUCUGUAAUACUAAUAUUUAUUUACUUUGUUUCAUAAAUUGUACAUUUUUUCUUAAUGUUGUGGAUUGCUUUUCUAUGUGAAGCAUGGGAUUUACUGUUGCAUAACUAGACAAAAAUGUAUAUUGUAAACAAGUUAUUUAAACUAGAGUAUCUUAUUCUGCACUUAUGCAUUAGUUAAGAAAAAGAUAAAGGAUGUAUCAGUCAGUUCUUAACUCUUGUAAAUUUUUUUGACUCUUGUUUGCUGGAUUGACGAUAACUUAAGUGCUGAUUGUGAUUUUUAAACUGAUAGUACCGUAAAGCAUUAAAGUAAACAACGUGCUAUUGUGAGUUUUUUCAAAGCUUUAUAAAUCAGUUAUAAAUAAUAUUAAAAGUAUUUGGUCUUAUGUGAACAUGUUGAUCUAUAUACUCAUCUAAAAAUAUGGGAAAACAUUCCGCCCCAUGUAAAUAUGUACAAGUGCAUCACUGGUACAAUUUUAUGUAACUCAGUUGGACACUAGGUUACCACAGACCUAUGCUAGGGUGUCUUUAAAAAUUAAAGUGACAAAGCACAUGGGACUGUGUAGAGCUUGCUUAUCGGCCGGCCCGGUGGCUUGGCAGGCAGUGCUGUGCGCUGCCCGUGGAGAAGAUCUGGGCUUAGAAAUCUCCUUGGUUCUUGCUGCACGCGAUGGUGACUGGAACUAAGGCUACUUAAGAGGGGUCGCACUUGGACUCUGAGGGGUGGGUGUGGAAGCGGGGAAGAGGCAUGGGGACCUGGCUGCUCACAGCCCUUCCCGUCAGCCAGUCCACACGGUGACAGGGUUGGCGUCAGCUUUAGGAGAAGCCACUUUACCCUUUGGCAGAGGGGAAGUGUCGCACUUCUGGCUAUCUCAGGGGGAAUGGGAGGAAGAAGCUUUCCGGGGGGAGAGAACUCGUGGGAGCACGAUGUCUUUUGUAUGUAACAUUCACAACGGGCUUUGGGGAGUGUUGAAGGCGGGCAGAGCCUUUGCAGGUCCAGAAGAAAGGAAGGAAGGGAGGGUACAACAACACGCGCACGCACACGUGUGUGUGCACGUACGCACACACAAUCUGGGUUAUCUUUGUGCUAUAUAGUGGAUUAUAAUUCUGUGAAACCAAGUUUGUAUAUUGAAUUACAUUAAGGAGUGUUCUUUAAAAAGAGAAAUAAAUAUACAAUUACAUGCUU